Messenger RNA from Cordyceps militaris CM01, 1935 nucleotides. RefSeq names its product mitochondrial chaperone bcs1. Lineage: Eukaryota; Fungi; Ascomycota; Sordariomycetes; Hypocreales; Cordycipitaceae. Gene Ontology annotation, biological process: protein insertion into mitochondrial inner membrane from matrix; mitochondrial respiratory chain complex III assembly. Bases 1 to 1935 code for a protein of 644 amino acids. Gene Ontology annotation, molecular function: ATP binding; ATP hydrolysis activity. The record is from RefSeq and is a predicted model, not a curated record. The transcript has a single exon. Gene Ontology annotation, cellular component: mitochondrial inner membrane.
AUGGCUUCCAUGAUGGAGUCGCUCUCGAUGCAUUUCUCGCCGCUCUUCCAGCAAAACCACACCCUCACCGACACCGCCGCCGCGAGCAACAACACCACCACCACCUACGCCGGCACCUUUCCCCCAGGCAUCAUGGAUACGCUCUUCACCACUGCCGGUUCCGUCUCGCCGCUGGGCCAGCUGCUCCCGUUUGCCUACAAUCUCGUCGGGAAGCAGUUCGGCAUCGACCCGUCCCUGCUGCUGACCGCCGCCGGACUCUUCUGGGCCGCGUCCAAGCUGUUCAAGCAGGUCUACUAUUACCUCGCCACCCUCGUCGACCAGUUCCUCAUGUGCUCCAUGCACGUCAGCGAGGACGACCACAUUUACGACUACGUCAUGAAGUUCCUGGCCAAGCACAAGUCCAUCAAGAGCAACAGGCAUCUCACCGCCCAGACCGUCUACCGGAGCGCCUGGGACGACGACGACGACGAAGACGAAGACGGCGACAAUAGCACAAAGGCCCUGUUUCUCACCAACGGCGGCGCUGGCGGCGCCUCGCAGCACCAGUAUCUCAACUUUUCGAACCAGGCCGCCACGUCGGCCCCGCGCUACAUUCCCGCCAUGGGGAGAACCACCAUCUGGCACAAAGGCACCUACUUCAAGGUGAACCGGUUCAAAGAGUCGUACUCCAACAGUCGUGGAUGGGGCGCCCCUAUGAAGGAUGUCGAAUCCGUCCAGAUUUCAUGCUACGGCAGAUCGACCGCCCCCGUCAAGGAGCUGCUGAGUGAAGCCAAAAAGCUCUACUACCAAGACAUGGCGCAAAAGACAACCAUCUACCGGCCCCGUUCCAAGGAACAGCGCCGCGACUACAACAUGUGGCAGCAAGUCGCCCGGCGUCCUGUCCGUCCCAUCCGCACCGUGGUCCUCGACAACAAGGAGAUGCACAAAGUCCUGGCCGACGUCAACGAAUACCUGCACCCCGCCACCCCGCGCUGGUACGCGUCGCGCGGCAUCCCGCUGCGCCGCGGCUACCUCUUCCACGGGCCGCCCGGCACCGGCAAGACGAGCUUCUCGUUUGCACUCGCGGGCGUCUUCGGCAUCGACAUUUACGUCAUCAGUCUGCAGGACAUUAGCAUCACCGAGGAGGACCUGGCCGUGCUCUUCACCAAGCUGCCCCGGCGCUGCGUCAUCCUGCUCGAGGACAUUGACAGCGCGGGUCUCCGCCGCGAGGGCGCCCAAGACAAGGACGAGGACAAGACGGACAAGGAAAAGACCAAGGAGAAGAAGAAGGAAGCCAAGGACGCCGACUCCUCGUCCAGCGACAGCGACAGCGACUCCUCCUCGAGCGAAGAAGACGUCAAGUCGAAAAAGAAGAAGCGCCGUCGCCGUGGUGCCGGCGGUGCCGGCCGCAGCGAGAAGCGCAGCUCCAAAAAGGGCAUCUCGCUGUCCGGGCUGCUCAACGCCAUUGACGGCGUCGCCUCGCACGAGGGCCGCGUGCUCAUCAUGACGACCAACAAGCCCGAGUCGCUCGACGAGGCCCUCGUGCGGCCCGGCCGCGUCGACGUCCAGGUCGGCUUCGCCCACGCCACCCCGUUCCAGGUGGCCGAGCUCUUCCAGCGCAUGUACGAGCCGCCGGGCGCGGCCACCAAGGCGGCGGGACCUGCUGCUGCCGCCCAGACGAAGAAGCAGCAGCCGGCCGCCGGCAAGAGCGACUGGCUGCUGCAACAGCAGGCCGCCCUCGCGUACGAGGUCGACGUCGAGGCCGACGAGAUGAGGGCCUUUGCGACACAGUUUGCCAGCUGCAUCCCGCAGGGCAAGUUCUCGCCCGCAGAGGUGCAGGGCUUCCUGCUCAAGCGGAAGAAGAGCCCGCGCAAGGCGCUCGAGGAGGUGCAGGCCUGGGUCGAGGCGUCGCUGAAGCAAAAGGAGACAAAGUCCAAGGUGGUGACGGUGCAAUAA